Temnothorax curvispinosus is the source of this 588-nucleotide messenger RNA. RefSeq lists its product as uncharacterized. The record is from RefSeq and is a predicted model, not a curated record. The annotation marks the transcript as partial. NCBI's taxonomy places the organism in Eukaryota, Metazoa, Arthropoda, Insecta, Hymenoptera, Formicidae. The transcript has 2 exons.
AUGGAAAGGGAACUAAAUGCUUUGAUUAAAAAGUGGAUACAGAAGGAAUAUAUUUCUAAGAAACAAUAUUUUUUCCUACAUUCCAGCGAUUCUACACUUCCAAAAGCUUAUGGUCUUCCAAAGAUUCACAAAAAGAACGUUCCUUUUAGAAUAAUAGUCUCAUCUGUCAACACGGUACUGUAUAAUCUUGCAGCUUUUCUGCAAAAAAUUUUAGUUGAUAGUUUACCAAAACCAAAGAGCCACGUCAACAACAGUUUUGAAUUGUGUACUGACCUAUCGAAAAUAAAAGUGCAGAAGUCGGAGAUUUUGAUCUCAUUGGACGCGGUAUCACUGUUUACGAAUAUUCCAUCUGAAUUGAUCGUGGAGGUGGCCGACAUUGUUAUGAAAGAUUUGGAGAAAAGGGUUUUGGGCGCAUUGGACUUCCAUCUAUCGUUUUACAAGCGCUAUGUGGACGACAUUGUUAUGAAGAUCCCUAAGGAUAACGUUCAGGAUGUUCUGGAUCACUUUAAUAGUUAUCAUGAUAGACUUAAUUUUACAAUAAAGUACGAAAAUAAUGGCCGUUUUAGCUUUCUGGAUUUGAUGUUGAUU